Messenger RNA from Coregonus sp. 'balchen', 15413 nucleotides. The record is from the annotation of a GenBank genome assembly. Lineage: Eukaryota; Metazoa; Chordata; Actinopteri; Salmoniformes; Salmonidae.
AGGUCGCACAACUAAAUAUUUAGGAGCAUAUGCGACCAAAAUGGUCACACUUUAUAGCUCUGCACACGCACACACGCAUGCAUGCACACACACACAUACAGUGAUGGGAGGGACUGAUCAUAACCAGUCUGACAGGCUUAACCAUCAUUUCAUCCUCAGCAUCCAGCCAAGCCAUACCAGGCAUUCUUUUAGACUCACGUGAGUACAUCACACUCUCUCAAUCAAACACACACUUUUAUAAACAGCUUUACCUACAUAACCACUCACUCACACGCACACGGAUCAUACAAUGUAAUUGAUAUGGCUCUCACUUAAAAACACAUAUUUGUAACAACACUAUUUGUGUAUUUUCGCAACACAUUCUGAGGUCAUAUUACACUGCAAGCCUUUUACAGGAGACACAGUGGGAAAGCAAAGGGAGUGUGGCAGAGGAACCAUCACAAGGACCGAGAAGAGUGCUAGGAUCACAGUCAUAGGAGCGGUCCCACUCCGGUCCGAGGAAAGUUACAGUUGGGGUCUUAGUACAGAGUAUGGUUGGUAUAACAGUCUGCAGUGGUCAUGUUACGGUCGAAACAAGAACGAUCAACGGGCAACGCGAUGACUAUAUUUAAAACAUAAAAGCAGUGAUCACACUACUCCGGGAUUGUUUGUAUUACGUUCAAAUUAGCAGUGAGAGACGGUCAACACAGUGAUUGCACACUUGAUCACGGCAGCGCUCCCACUCUUCUCCAUACAGAGGGGCUAUGAGACUGAGAAGGAGAUUUUUUGACAGCCUGUUAAUACUGGUCCUCAACAUCGUCACAAACUGUAAGUACUGCAGCAACACACACUGUCCUGCUAUUUAACAGCAUUGGAAGAAGUUGCCUCAAACUGCUGAUGUAGGAUCAGAUAUUAUUUCCAUCCCCCAAUGGUUAAGGUUAGCAUUGGGGUAGUGUGAUUUGAUCCUAGAUCUGUAGUUAGAUGCAAAUUCUACCUCAAGCCUAUUGAUCACAGCUAGCCUAUUUACAGUAUGUUUAUUUCUACAUGUUAUACUGUAUAUGAAACCAAUGGCAAACAGAGAGCAGAAGCAGAAAAGUGAGGUAUAAGGUGCGGUGUGCUUGUAUCCUGAUAUGGGUGUGUCAUCCAAGGUGGUGGACAAUGACCGUGGAAAUACAUUUAUGUUCUCAUGUGCCAGAUUCAUAGGCAUAAAUGAAACCAGAAACAUAGGUGAGAACUGCUGUAGGGUUGUUAAAAAUGUGUGAGUAUGCUACAAUGUGUGCAUUUCAGCGGAGGCUGCUGCGGGGAGGACAGCUCAUAAUAAUGGCUGGAACAGAGCAAAUGGAAUGGCAUCAAAGACCUGGAAACGAUGCGUUUGAUGUAUUUUAUACCAUUGCACUAAUUCCGCUCCAGUCAUUACCACGAUACUAAUGAUUCUGCGGUCGCUGUUUCAUUACAACAAUUAUUAUCUGGGUGAUUUUUAUUCUAGGUGCACUGGUGCUCCCAAAUUAGAAUUCCAGGUCGCACAACUAAAUAUUUAGGAGCAUAUGCGACCAAAAUGGUCACACUUUAUAGCUCUGCACACGCACACACGCAUGCAUGCACACACACACAUACAGUGAUGGGAGGGACUGAUCAUAACCAGUCUGACAGGCUUAACCAUCAUUUCAUCCUCAGCAUCCAGCCAAGCCAUACCAGGCAUUCUUUUAGACUCACAUGAGUACAUCACACUCUCUCAAUCAAACACACACUUUUAUAAACAGCUUUACCUACAUAACCACUCACUCACACGCACACGGAUCAUACAAUGUAAUUGAUAUGGCUCUCACUUAAAAACACAUAUUUGUAACAACACUAUUUGUGUAUUUUCGCAACACAUUCUGAGGUCAUAUUACACUGCAAGCCUUUUACAGGAGACACAGUGGGAAAGCAAAGGGAGUGUGGCAGAGGAACCAUCACAAGGACCGAGAAGAGUGCUAGGAUCACAGUCAUAGGAGCGGUCCCACUCCGGUCCGAGGAAAGUUUAAGUUACAGUUGGGGUCUUAGUACAGAGUAUGGUUGGUAUAACAGUCUGCAGUGGUCAUGUUACGGUCGAAACAAGAACGAUCAACGGGCAACGCGAUGACUAUAUUUAAAACAUAAAAGCAGUGAUCACACUACUCCGGGAUUGUUUGUAUUACGUUCAAAUUAGCAGUGAGAGACGGUCAACACAGUGAUUGCACACUUGAUCACGGCAGCGCUCCCACUCUUCUCCAUACAGAGGGGCUAUGGGACUGAGAAGGAGAUUUUUUGACAGACUGUUAAUACUGGUCCUCAACAUCGUCACAAACUGUAAGUACUGCAGCAACACACACUGUCCUGCUAUUUAACAGCAUUGGAAGAAGUUGCCUCAAACUGCUGAUGUAGGAUCAGAUAUUAUUUCCAUCCCCCAAUGGUUAAGGUUAGCAUUGGGGUAGUGUGAUUUGAUCCUAGAUCUGUAGUUAGAUGCAAAUUCUACCUCAAGCCUAUUGAUCACAGCUAGCCUAUUUACAGUAUGUUUAUUUCUACAUGUUAUACUGUAUAUGAAACCAAUGGCAAACAGAGAGCAGAAGCAGAAAAGUGAGGUAUAAGGUGCGGUGUGCUUGUAUCCUGAUAUGGGUGUGUCAUCCAAGGUGGUGGACAAUGACCGUGGAAAUACAUUUAUGUUCUCAUGUGCCAGAUUCACAGGCAUAAAUGAAACCAGAAACAUAGGUGAGAACUGCUGUAGGGCUGUCACAAAUUUGUGAGUAUGCUACAAUGUGUGCAUUUCAGCGGAGGCUGCUGCGGGGAGGACAGCUCAUAAUAAUGGCUGGAACAGAGCAAACGGAAUGGCAUCAAAGACCUGGAAACGAUGCGCUUGAUGUAUUUUAUACCAUUGCACUAAUUCCGCUCCUGUCAUUACCACGAGCCCGUCCUCCCCAAUUAAGGUGCCACCAACCUCCUGUGGUGCAUCUAUACAACAUGUCCAUUAAAGGUAGAUGACACUGAAGAUGUUUUGAAGGAGAAAAACAGAAUUAUGCCUGAGGGAGAGGGUGUAACACAGUUAAUGCCAUGGCUGAUAUGAUUGGAAACUUGAGAAUCCUGUAUGUGUGUGUGUGUGUGUGUGUGUGUGUGUGUGUGUGUCACAGGAUGUCUAACACUUAUUUCCCAAGGCUAAACCGCAUGCAAGUGGGUUUAGAAUGCUGUGAAUGUGUUUACGUGUGUGCUAAAGCAUUUGUGCACAUAAAUCUACAGUAUGUGUUUGUGAACAAGACAACAGGUCCUUCUGUGUGCUUAGAACAUAAAUUCCCCUAAAGACCGGAUUCUGUCAAACUUGCACUGAUCAAGGAAAGAUAGACACAUAGCACUCACUCAUACCAAAGCCUGUAAAAAUGGGACCUGAUGCGUCGUUGCUUUGCACUCAGCAUUAGCAUCCUGUCCAGGGGGUGUACUUGUACAUCCAGCUGCCUCACGCUACAGAAACCGGAGAUAGGCUUCUGCUCCUACGAGCUGUUCCGGCUUGCACAAGCCAAAGCUUGACACUUAAUCAGCUUGGAAUAUUGCAAAUCUUUGUUUUUAGCAAGGGGCUAUGUUUUAAUAGCAGAUUUGAUCACUGUUGUGGGCAUGUCCACCUAAUUACAUUCCAAUGUUUUUAUAUUUACUCUGUUUAUCUGUUUAAUUUCAGAUUCCUGGCUGCUGCCAUCGCCGUGGGGAAUUUCCAUGGAGUCCGUAAACAUGAGGCACUUGCUCAAGUGGCACCGUCAACAGUCUCCUUGCAGUUCUAUCAUCUACUCUGUGCAGUUCCAGGGGUGAGUCAAUCACUUCUGAAACAUUACAGGAAUGUUCAGACACAUUGACGAUAAUACUGCUAUUCCCAAUACUGCUAAAUGGGCUUUCUCUGACUUUUUCACUUUCAUCCUUUUUCUCUGGCUGAUUGGCGGGAACUGUACACUGAGAAUGCAGCCCGGGCAGUGGGCUAAAACCUGUAACAAUUGAUUUAGAUGAGAUUCCCCCCCUCCCCUCUAAAUUACCACCCCCUGUUGCUAAAUAGCACCAAUGGUGACAUUUGUCUCUUCUUAAACCAGACGCAAUUUCCUCUAAUAACAAAUAGUGUCUCAAAAAUGUCUGUUUUAUCAAUACCCAUGAGGAGGCGGCAAUUAUACAAAUAUUAAGUAAACAGCGCAAUGUUACACUUGCUAAUUGCGAGCUGCAGUAUUUUUUAUUUACAAGAUACGCUUAUCCAAAGCGGCUUACAGUUUAAGGUAGCUAGGUGAGACAACCACAUAUCACAGUCAUAGUAAGAAAACCUUUUCCUCAAUAAAGCAGCUUUCUAACCAUGACUGUGCUAUGUGGUUAUCUCACCUAACUCUGGAUAAGAGCAUCUUCUAAAUACUGCAGCUCGCAAUUAGCAAGAGUAACAUUGCACUGUUUACUUUAUUUUUAUAAUUGCCUCCUUCUCAUGGGCAUUGAUAAAACUGACGUGUUUGAGACAUCACACUAUUUGUUUAGAGGACAUUGCGUCUGGUUUAAGAAGGGGGUGGUAACUGAGAAGACGUAAAGGUUAGUUAACCACAAGCAUGGAACAUUAAUGUCAAAAAAUAUGGAACAUUAAUGUCAAAAAUAUUUAUCAUGCAGACAAACAAAAGGACAAUAAACAUUUGCUCUGGGUAUAAUGUGUCAAUAUGAGCUGGCUAAUGUAUUUCCAUGCGUCCUGUAGGGAAUUUGAGCUGAGGAUCAUGAAUGGCAGUUGGGAGGACGCGGUUGGUUGUCAGCAGGUCACGCGGACUGAGUGCGACCUGACCUUUGACCUUGGUUCUGACUCAGACUACAACAUCCGUGUGCGGGCAGAGUGCGGAAGGCGUGUGUCACCGUGGGCUGAGCUCGGGAGGCCCUUCAACAGGAGAGAGAGUGAGGCAUUGUGGGACAUCUACGUCAAUAUACAUUUUUUUGAUGCCAUGGCAAUAGUUGGUCAAUACAUUCAUUUUAUAAUUCCUUCAUACAUCCAAGGAAACUAAGACAAACUGGAGAUAUUAUAUACAUUAAUUCAUCUCUACAGCAUUUGUACUAAUAUUAGCUGAAGACAAAACACUUACCCAAGUGCACAACAGCCAUACAAAAUGCCAAAACAUUUAAACAAGCAGCCUUCCGGUCAUUAUUAUGACAAUACAGUGUCCGAUUACUAUGUGAAAUUUCAAAAAUGUUGUACGCUUUAAAUCCAGGGUAUCAUACUUAUUUCCAACCCAGUAUCACAGAUGAUUGUGAAAUAGACACAAAUUGCUUAUUGGAAAUGUGUGUAAUGUACACGAAUGUGUUAUGAAGAAAGAAAAUUGCGUUGUGAUGAAAAUCAUGUAAUACACACAACAAUUCUAAUUAGAAUUUGCUGCACACUAUUGAGGAAGAGAGUUGUCUUUUCAGACCCACAUGUGUUUGACAACAGCUGAUACAGUGGGGAAUUUUUAGUCAGCCACCAAUUGUGCAAGUUCUCCCACUUAAAAAGAUGAGAGAUGCCUGUAAUUUUCAUCAUAGGUACACGUCAACUAUGACAGACAAAAUGAGAAAAAAAAAUCCAGAAAAUCACAUUGUAGGAUUUUUAAUGAAUUUAUUUGCAAAUUAUGGUGGAAAAUAAGUAUUUGGUCAAUAACAAAAGUUGCUCAAUACUUUGUUAUAUACCCUUUGUUGGCAAUGACACAGGUCAAACGUUUUCUGUAAGUCUUCACAAGGUUUUCACACACUGUUGCUGGUAUUUUGGCCCAUUCCUCCAUGCAGAUCUCCUCUAGAGCAGUGAUGUUUUGGGGCUGUUGCUGGGCAACACGGACUUUCAACUCCCUCCAAAGAUUUUCUAUGGGGUUGAGAUCUGGAGACUGGCUAGGCCACUCCAGGACUUUGAAAUGCUUCUUACGAAGCCACUCCUUCGUUGCCCGGGCGGUGUGUUUGGGAUCAUUGUCAUGCUGAAAGACCCAGCCACGUUUCAUCUUCAAUGCCCUUGCUGAUGGAAGGAGGUUUUCACUCAAAAUCUCACGAUACAUGGCCCCAUUCAUUCUUUCCUUUACACGGAUCAGUCGUCCUGGUCCCUUUUCAGAAAAACAGCCCCAAAGCAUGAUGUUUCCACCCCCAUGCUUCACAGUAGGUAUGGUGUUCUUUGGAUGCAACUCAGCAUUCUUUGUCCUCCAAACACGACGAGUUGAGUUUUUACCAAAAAGUUCUAUUUUGGUUUCAUCUGACCAUAUGACAUUCUCCCAAUCCUCUUCUGGAUCAUCCAAAUGCACUCUAGCAAACUUCAGACGGGCCUGGACAUGUACUGGCUUAAGCAGGGGGACACGUCUGGCACUGCAGGAUUUGAGUCCCUGGCGGCGUAGUGUGUUACUGAUGGUAGGCUUUGUUACUUUGGUCCCAGCUCUCUGCAGAUCAUUCACUAGGUCCCCCCGUGUGGUUCUGGGAUUUUUGCUCACCGUUCUUGUGAUCAUUUUGACCCCACGGGGUGAGAUCUUGCGUCGAGGGAUCGAGGGAGAUAAUCAGUGGUCUUGUAUGUCUUCCAUUUCCUAAUAAUUGCUCCCACAGUUGAUUUCUUCAAACCAAGCUGCUUACCUAUUGCAGAUUCAGUCUUCCCAGCCUGGUGCAGGUCUACAAUUUUGUUUCUGGUGUCCUUUGACAGCUCUUUGGUCUUGGCUAUAGUGGAGUUUGGAGUGUGACUGUUUGAGGUUGUGGACAGGUGUCUUUUAUACUGAUAACAAGUUCAAACAGGUGCCAUUAAUACAGGUAACGAGUGGAGGACAGAGGAGCCUCUUAAAGAAGAAGUUACAGGUCUGUGAGAGCCUGAAAUCUUGCUUGUUUGUAGGUGACCAAAUACUUAUUUUCCACCAUAAUUUGCAAAUAAAUUCAUAGAAAAUCCUACAAUGUGAUUUUCUGUAUUUUCUUUUCUCAAUUUGUCUGUCAUAGUUGACGUGUACCUAUGAUGAAAAUUACAGGCCUCUCUCAUCUUUUUAAGUGGGAGAACUUGCACAAUUGGUGGCUGAUUAAAUACUUUUUCCCCCCACUGUAUUCAGAUAAGGGAAUGCUGACAGGCUGUACCAAAAUUAACGAAUGGCGGGGAACAACCUAAUUGCGCAUUAGAUGAGUGGCGCAGUGGUCGAUGCAGUGGUCUAAGGCACUGCAUCGCAGUGCUAACUUUGCCACUAGAGAUCCUGGUUCGAAUCCAGGCUCUGUCGCAGCCGGCCGCGACCGGGAGACUCAUGGGCGGCGCACAAUUGGCCCAGCGUCGUCCAGGGUAGGGGAGGGAAUGGCCGGCAGGGAUGUAGCUCAGUUGAUAGAGCAUGGCGUUUGCAACGCCAGGGUUGUGGGCUCGAUUCCCACGGGGGGCCAGUAUAAAAAAAAAAAAUGUAUUCACUAACUGUAAGUCGCUCUGGAUAAGAGCGUCUGCUAAAUGACUAAAAUGUAAAUGUAAAUGUAAUGAAGCCUUCUCAGUAUGCAUGAGCGUAGUAUGUUUCUAUUUCUUCAGUUUUAACUAAGCAGUAUGUUCUAGGUAGUAUGGUUAGCACAUAGUAUGUAGUAGGCAAGAACGAUUUCAGACACAGCCUAUGUUUGUGACUUACUAUGACUUUCACCUUCCACACAGCAAUUCUGACAGUGCCAGCUAUGACCGUGACCACCAUGGGUGAUGCCCUUCAGGUGACUUUCAAAGGCCUUCCCCUGAUCGUGGGAGUGACCGUGACUAUCUGGAAGAAAGGCGAGUUGGUAAGGCUGAGGAUAUUACAUGUAUAUUAUAGUCAUGCAGGGAUUUUUCUGCCAUAGAAAUCCUUCGGCGGGCCGCCUAAGCACUUUUUUGGGUCGUAUAAGUCCAAACAGUGUAAAAAAAAAUAUAUAAAAAAUAUAAAGAAAAUAUAAAGAAAUUAUUUCCGUGGUGGAAAAACGCUUUCAGUGUAAACUUAAAUGACUAAAACCAGAUAUAAAGUAUGUAGAAAAGAUAAUCGAAUCUAAUCUAAUCCUAUAUAUAUAUAUUUUUAUAAUAGAAUCUUUGAGAACUAACAAUUACCUAGACAGUCAGAGAGAAUUUAAAAUAAAAAAACAAUGAAUUUAGCAGUUUUGAUUUUGUUGUUAUGUUUGUGCAUAAUAACACAGUAUUAGCCAUGGCUAAAUGCAUAGAAUGGCAGGAUAUUAGCUUUAAAACAGCAAACAAAUGCUCUCAUCUCCAUGGCAGAAUAUGUAGAAUCUCAGGAAAUGAGAUUUAAAACUGCUACAUUUUCUCUCAACUCCAUGCAAAAUGUGUCGAAUUGCAGGAAAUUUGCUUUAAAACGAAAAAAAACUUCUCAGCUCCAUGGAGAAAUUCGUAGAGUUGCAGGAAAUUGGCAUAAAAAUGCAAAAAUGUAUCUACACCGCCAAGAUGGAGGCCUCAAAAAUGUUUUCUAAAAUGACAACCACGGCCAUUGCCACGCCCCCUGCCACACCCACCACCUAAGCCCCUUUUUGAUCUAGAAAAAUCCCUGUCAUGUAUUGUGUGGUGGGAGAGAGAUUGGAGCUUGUUGUGUGGGGGAUGCCUAGGGAUUGGCGCAAGGGAUUGGUUUGGAAUUGGUCCCAAAGGUGACCCCCUAGGUAGCAUGAUAAUGACCUCCUCCUAUUAAACUCACAUCAAGCAGUGGUUGAGUUCUCUUCAGCAGCGUCUCACUGUGCUCUGUCUCCAAGGGCAAGUCCUCCUUGCGUGUGAUCACAGUGCAACAGAAUCCGCUCCACAUCGAUGCCCUGCAGGAGGGAGCAGUGUACUGCGUCAAAGCCCAGGCCCAUCUGGACACACACAGCAAGAGCAGCAGCACUGACACACAGUGUGUCUCCAUCACAGGUGGGUUGUAAAUUAUAAUACACACUCAUAGACACACACAUUCUGUUAAAAAGACUGUUUGUCAGACGGUCUUUGGCAAUUGGUCCUUCGAGACAGAUAUAGAUAUGGCCUUUUUAACACACAAACUGAUCAGGCAAUGGUAUACUUUAUCAUUAUGUGUACCAUGGAAAGAAGAUCCAAAACAUAACAUCUUGUAUCUAUUUCACGUACGCAUACAGUCGUGGUCAAAAGUUUUGAGAAUGACACAAAUAUUAAUUUUCACAAAGUCUGCUGCCUCAGUUUUUAUGAUGGCAAUUUGCAUAUACUCCAGAAUGUUAUGAAGAGUGAUCAGAUGAAUUGCAAUUAAUUGCAAAGUCCCUCUUUGCCAUGAAAAUGAACUUAAUCCCCAAAAAACAUUUCCACUGCAUUUCAGCACUGCCACAAAAGGACCAGUUGACAUCAUGUCAGUGAUUCUCUUGUUAACACAGGUGAGAGUGUUGACAAGGACAAGGCUGGAGAUCACUCUGUCAUGCUGAUUGAGUUAGAAUAACAGACUGGAAGCUUUAAAAGGAGGAUGGUGCUUGAAAUCAUUGUUCUUCCUCUGUUAACCAUGGUUACCUGCAAGGAAACAUGUGCCGUCAUCAUUGCUUUGCACAAAAAGGGCUUCACAGGCAAGGAUAUUGCUGCUAGUAAGAUUGCACCUAAAUCAACCAUUUAUCGGAUCAUCAAGAACUUCAAGGAGAGAGGUUCAAUUGUUGUGAAGAAGGCUUCAGGGAGCCCAAGAAAGUCCAGCAAGUGCCAGGACCGUCUCCUAAAGUUGAUUCAGCUGCGGGAUCGGGGAACCACCAGUGCAGAGCUUGCUCAGGAAUGGCAGCAGGCAGGUGUGAGUGCAUCUGCACGCACAGUGAGGCAAAGACAUUUGGAGGAUGGCCUGGUGUCAAGAAGGGCAGCGAGGAAGCCACUUCUCUCCAGGAAAAACAUCAGGGACAGACUGAUAUUCUGCAAAAGGUACAGGGAUUGGACUGCUGAGGACUGGGGUAAAGUCAUUUUCUCUGAUGAAUCCCCUUUCCGAUUGUUUGGGGCAUUCAGAAAAAAGCUUGUCUGGAGAAGAGCGCUACCAUCAGUCCUGUGUCAUGCCAACAGUAAAGCAUCCUGAGACCAUUCAUGUGUGGGGUUGCUUCUCAGCCAAGGGAGUGGGGUCACUCACAAUUUUGCCUAACACAACCAUGAAUAAAGAAUGGUACCAACACAUCCUCCGAGACCAACUUCUCCCAACCAUCCAUGAACAGUUUGGUGACGAACAAUGCCUUUUCCAGCAUGAUGGAGCACCUUGCCAUAAGGCAAAAGUGAUAACUAAGUGGCUUGGGGAACAAAACAUCGAAAUUUUGGGUCCAUGGCCAGGAAACUCCCCAGACCUUAAUCCCAUUGAGAACUUGUGGUCAAUCCUCAAGAGGCGGUAGACAAACAAAACCCCACAAAUUCUGACAAACUCCAAGCAUUGAUUAUGCAAGAAUGGGCUGCCAUCAGUCAGGAUGUGGCCCAGAAGUUAAUUGACAGCAUGCCAGGGCGGAUUGCUGAGGUCUUGAAAAAGAAGGGUCAACACUGCAAAUAUUGACUCUUUGCAUAAACUUAAUGUAAUUGUCAAUAAAAGCCUUUGACACUUAUGGAAUGCUUGUAAUUAUAUUUCAGUAUACCAUAGUAACAUCUGACAAAAAUAUCUAAAAACACUGAAGCAGCAAACUUUGUGAAGACCAAUACUUGUGUCAUUCUCAAAACUUUUGACCACGACUGUACAUUUCAAACACACACCAACCACACACACACUUACACAUUGGGAUUCUUGAUCAUCUCUGUGCACUUUGUAACUGCUCUAGCAAAACAAAUCUGCUAAUCAUGGAAACAUAACCUUCUGAUGGAUACAGUGCGUACGUUACAGCCUUAUUCUAAAAUGGAUUAAAUUGUGUUUUUUCCUCAUUAAUCUACACACAAUACCCCAUAAUAACGAAGCAAAAACAGGUUAAAACAAUUUUAAUAAAUAAACUGAAAUUCCUUCUUUACAUAAGCAUUCAGACCCUUUGCUAUGACUCGAAAUUGAGUUCAGGUGCAUCCUGUUUCCAUUGAUCAUCCUUGAGAUGUUUCUACAGCUUGAUUGGAGUCCACCUAUGGUAAAUUCAAUUGAUCGGACAUGAUUUGGAAAGGCACACACCUGUCUAUAUAAGGUCCCACAGUUGACAGUGCAUGUCAGAGCAAAAACAAGCCAUGAGGUCGAAGGCAUUGUCCAUAGAGCUCUGAGACAGGAUUGUGUCGAGGCAGGUCUGGGGAAGGGUACCAAAAACAAUUCUGCAGCAUUGAAGGUCCCCAAGAACACAGUGGGCUCCAUCAUUCUUAAAUGGAAGAAGUUUGAUAUCCACCAGACGCUUCCUAGAGCUGGCCACCUGGCCAAAGUCAGCAAUCGGGGGAGAAGGGCCUUGGUCACGGAGUUGACCAAGAACCCGAUGGUCAUUCUGACAGUGCUCCAGAGUUCCUCUGUGGAGAUGGGAGAACCUUCCAGAAGGACAACCAUCUCUGUAGCACUCCAACAAUCAGGCCUUUAUGGUAGAGUGGCCAGAUGGAAGCCACUCCUCAGUAAAAGGCACCACAGCCCGCUUGGAGUUUUCCAAAAGGCACCUAAAGGACUCUCAGACCAUGAGAAACAAGACUCUCUGGUCUGAUGAAACCAAGAUUGAACUCUUUGGGCUGAAUGCCAGGCGUCACAUCUGGAGGAAACCUGGUGAAGCAUGGUGGUGCCAGCAUCAUGCUGUGGGGAUGCUUUUCAGUUGCAGGGACUCGGAAAUUAGUCAGAAUUAGUCAGAAAGCAAAGAUUAACGGCGCAAAGCACAGAGAGAUUCUUGAUUAAGAGCGCUCUGAAGCAGGUUAGGACCUCAGACUGGGGUGAAGGUUCACCUUCCAACAGGACAACGACCCUAAGCACACAGCCAAGACAAGGCAGGAGUGGCUUCGGGACAAGUCUCUGAAUGUCCUUGAGUGACCCAGCAGGAGCCCGGACUUGAACCCAAUCGAACAUCUCUGGAGAGACCUGAAAAUAGCUGUGCAGCGACGCUCCCAUCCAACCUGACAGAGCUUGAGAGGAUCUGCAGAGAAGAAUGGGAGUACCUCCCCAAAUACAGUUGUGCCAAGCUUCUAUCAUCAUACCUAAGAAGACUCAAGGCUGUAAUUGCUGCCAAAGGUGCUUCAACAAAGUACUGAGUGAAGUGUCUGAUUACUUAUGUAAAUGUAAUAUCCGUUUUUUAUUUUCAAUGCAUUUGCAAAAAUUCUGGAAAGCUGUUUUUGAUUUGUCAUUAUAGGGUAUUGUGUGUAGAUUGAUGAGGGAAAAAUGUUUUUUUUAUCCAUUUUAGAAUAAGGCUGUAAAGUAACAAAAUGUGACUGCCGGCUCAAGUCAGUCUUAUGUAGCAACAUUUCAAAUUGUAUUUUUUACAUUGGAUAAAAGUUGAGAGUCAGAGCUACAAAAUGGUAUAUCAUACACUGCAUUUUUGAGGAACAAUGGGAAAGUAAUUCUGCUUUGAAAGUUGAUAAACUUGUAAACUCACUUUUGAGAAAAUGGCCUUUGAAUGUUUUGGAACCUACUUGAGAGCUCUCCUUUGUCUACACCCAUUCAGCAUUGUUCACACCCUCUUGAGCCAGCCCCACCCAUUUCUUUAAGGAUUCACAUGUGAGGUAAUGUGCUGAACAGUGAGUAGUGUAGUAAAGAUUUAGACUAAAAGUGGUAAAAGUAGUAGCCUACCAUAAGGAAAAAUUCCAGGUAAACAGACACAAAUAUUGUAUAAAUACGCUUACCCAGACACACUUGUCUAAAUUGAUGGGUCAUGUGAAAGAAAUGCUAUAACCCCCAGCCACAUCUUGCUAAGUGGAUGGGUCUCUACAGAAGGUGUAAACGGUACAGCAAAAUGGUUACUUGCAUAGUAGCAAUAUCAGAAAUAGAUAGUGUCAAUAUAAAUUAAAUAAUAUACAAGAAUAAUAUCAAUAACGAUUUCAGUGAUAGAUGAGGUAGUUAUAUGCAUACAAUCAAGGGUAAAGUGGCUGAGUAGCAGGAUAAAAAUAAUAAUAAUAUUAGCAGCAACGUAUGUGUUAGGAGAGAGUCUUUUGAAUAGAGGCACUGCAGAUAGUGCUGAUGACUGGUCCGUCCAAACCACACAUUAACAAGGGAAUCUAUAUUCGGAGAGCCUGUUUCUGUCCUGCCCUUGACUUUGGUGCAGGGCAUGUGAUGUCCAUAGCCUCUUCAUCGCAAAACUCCCUGAUCUUCUCAAAAUGAUACGUUUGUACAGGUGGUGCUUGUACAGGCAGACCAUCUAUGGGAGGAAGGAUGUCAGCGUUGCGCAGCAGCUGAAACCUGGUCCCGACUGAGUCUGAACGCUCCUUGGCGACAACACCAGGCUCCAAAGCAUCGAAGCUGUAAAACAGGAAAUAACAACAACAAAAAUUAGAAGACAUUACAACCUUGCACAACAUCAAUUCACCUCCCAGGAUAUAAUGCAAUGAAAAUGAUAUUCACCUGAAGUGCUGGUACUGCUUGAUCUGAGCUUUCCACCAAAGUAUUUGUGUCCUGGGUGGCGUCCUGGUAAUACUAUUGCAUUAUCCUCUGCGUAGUUGUUGAUGAAGUUCACAACUCGCUGCAUGUCCUCAUGCUUCAGGUGUAACCUGUGCUUGCUUGGGCCAACUCUCUUUUUGAUGGGAGGCAUUAGACCAUUCUCCUUGUAGGACUGGUGGAGGAGAGUCAGGUGUGUACUACUGAUGCUGAAAGACAAAUUCCAGAUACAAAUGUUUUAGCAUUAUUAUACAAUAGAUAGCCGUAAUCACCGUCAGACACACCUGGUUAACUUGAUGGGUGGUCAGCUAGCUAGCUAACAGUAAGCUUUAACUUGGGGUCUUUUGUUUAGACAUGUAGCUAACUAGCUAGCUAGCUAAACGAUGAACCAUAAUCCAAAUCCAUAGAGUACUAGCAAUACAAACCGAUUGUCAUAGCUAGCUAAAGUUAACCAAAUAAGUUCACUGUUAGCUAGUUAACAUUAGGCUAUAACUAGCAAUGUGAAAUGGCAUUCUGAGAUAUCACUACACACAGAUCAUACACAUAAUGUUAGCUUGCAAGCCAGCCAUCUAACAUCAGCUAGCUAGCUAACAGUAUGCUUUAACUUGUUCUGUAGCUACUAGCUAGCUAGCUAAACAAUUAACCAUAAUCCCAAUCCAUAGAGUACUAGCAAUACAAACCGAUUGUCAUAGCUAGCUAAAGUUAACCAAAUAGUUCAAUGUUGCUUAGUUACAGCUAGCUAACAUUAGGCUAUAACGAGCAUGCGAAUGGCAAUAGUAUCUGAAACUGUAACUGACUUACCCGUAUACAUGGAGUGAACGCUUCACACGGCAGACUGCAACCCCUUAAUCCCAUUAAAUAAGACGCCUGUGUCUUCCUUUUGUUUUGUACAGCUUUCUUGGCCCGGUGCAAGUCCACAUACUGGUUCACACUGAUCGUGUGCAAUGCAUAAGAAUCAUCAGCCUUACAUUUACAUUUUACAUUUUAGUGAUCGAUUUAGCAGACGCUUCUUAUCCGAUCCGACUUUUACAAGUUAGUGAGUGCAUACUUUAUUUUUUUCAUACUUCUGUGUUCUCUUUUCGACUCCCUCUGCAUUUGUAAUCAAACGGCAGAAUUCUAUUCAUCUCCUUAUCAUACUGCUUCUACCAGACAUUCCACUGACAAAAAAAGUUGUGACUUGCGACCUAUGCCUAGUUUCCUGAAACGGGUCACAAAUGUGGAAAUAUUCAAGGGGUCUGAAUACUUUCAGAAUGCACUGUAUUGUGCUCUUAUGCUACAUUAAGGCUGUAUACUUCUCUACUAUAACAGUAACACAAAUAUUGUCACUGUGUUCAAAGGUCCUGGACCUACCUGGCUGAAGCCCACUACAGUGACUGUUAUCGUGGUGAUAUUGGCAGGCCUGGUGUUUUUUCUCUCUUGGUCAGUAACCCACUGUAGGCCAGAGGCCUGCUACGCCUAUUUCCGCAAGGAGCCACAGCCCACUGCACUGGUGAGUGUCAGUCCUACAAUCAUUGGGUAUAAUGGAUUAUUUAUUCUCUCUCUCUCUUCUCCUCUCUCUCUCUCUCUCUCUCUCUCUCUCUCUCUCUCUCUCUCUCUCUCUCUCCUCUCUCUCUUCUCCUCUCUCUCCCUCUCUCUCUCUCUCUCUCUCUCUCUAUCCAUGCAAGGCCACGUGGAAGUCGAGGAGCAUGAAGUCCUUGCCUGUAGAAGACAUAUUGCCUUUCAAAAGGAGACCAAAAUGCAAUUGUAAUCGCUCUCUUUUCCUGGUUCCUGCUAUCUGUAGCUCCUUGAUUGGCCACUCACAAGAGUCAAGAUCUAUCUUCAAGAUGAGCUUUGUGAGCCAAUCAAUGCCAUCCUUUUAACUGAGCAGCCGAGAGAACUGAGCAGCCAUGAGAAAACUAAUGACUGAGAACAUGAACAACAAGAUGAACAGAAAGAGAUAUAUUCUGUUAUACAGAAUAAUAUAUUAUGUUCUUCAAAAACCCAUCCAGUCAAUUGUGGACAAAAUCAAUAUGUUCAAUCAAUAUGUUCUUGGGUGAGAACCUCCUUCCC